AUGGUCUCGACACGCUCCUCCUCCCGCGCCCUCCCCAACGGCGUCGACUCCCCCCAGUCUUCCGUCUCCCCUCCCCCUCGCGCCCGCGUGCCGCGGGACAACCAGUCCGCGCCGACAGGCUGGUCCCAUGCGCCGACCUCGUUGACGCUCUUCUGGCUGCUCGUGUCGUUGCCGCUGGUGGCAUGGGACACGGGAUACGUGCUCCUGCGCCCGUGGACCAUGCCCGGCGGCCACCUCCACUGGCCGCUGUACGUCCCCUACAAGCUGUACGGCGAGGUGGACCACGUCUACGGGUGGAAGGCCUUCAACGCGAACAACGGCUUCACGUCCGCCCAGGGCACGCUGAACCUCGUCGAGAGCAUCAUGUACCUCGUGUACGUGUGGAUCUACUUUUCCCGGGGAAAGGCGGUCGAGGGCCCGGCCGGCGUGAAGAAGGUCGUCGGCGGACGCGCGGGUGCUCUCGGCGUCGUUGUCGGGUUUAGCGCGGCCGUUAUGACGUUGAGCAAGACUGUGCUGUAUUGGGCAAACGAGUAUUACUCCGGCUUUGACAACAUUGGUCACAACCCGCCCAUGGACCUUCUCUUCCUCUGGAUCAUCCCCAACGGCGCGUGGCUCCUGGGAUCCGGAUACAUGAUCAUGUCGCUUGGCGGCGAAAUCGUUGAUGGUUUGGCACUAGCCUCAAAGACGACCAAGACCGAGUGA
Molecule: messenger RNA, 702 nt
Organism: Colletotrichum truncatum
Lineage: Eukaryota; Fungi; Ascomycota; Sordariomycetes; Glomerellales; Glomerellaceae
Source: RefSeq, a predicted model, not a curated record